GUCAUUUAGGAGCGACUCUACAUUAGAUCCUGGUGGACAGAGAAGGGUUGAUUGCACACAUUAUAAGAACCAUGUUUCACACCCAAGGACAACAUAUGAGGAAACUCCUGCCAUGUGUGUUGUUAUCAUUGGUCGUAGGCGUUGUGACGGGGCAGCGCAGCGUCAGCAGCAAAAGGGAUUGUUCUACAGAGGAAUACUGGAGCGACGGGCUCUGCUGUGACAAAUGUGCUCCAGGGUAUAAGUUGAUAAGGAAAUGCUCUAGUGUCAUGGCAUCGCAAUGUGAGAAAUGUUCGAAAGGGACAUACCUAGACAAGAUGAACUAUUUCCCAAACUGCUUCAGAUGCGAGAAAUGCACCAAGCGGAAUGCGGUGGUGAUUUCACCAUGUACACCCCAAAAUAACACAGUUUGUGAAUGUCAGUCUGGAUACUACAAAAAGUUCUUUGAUAAAAUUUCAUGGGAUUGUGUGCCCUUUAAAAGUACUGUUUCUGUAGCUAUUAGAGGUCUGCUACCAGAACCGAGCCUGAAAUACUCUCGGGUUUCGGGGCGGGUUCGGGGCGGGUUCGGGUCGGGAUCGACUUUGUAGCUAUUAUAAAGUAAAAUAUGAAGUAGGCUACGCUGCUUUCAUGGACACACUCC
Molecule: messenger RNA, 637 nt
Organism: Sinocyclocheilus anshuiensis
Lineage: Eukaryota; Metazoa; Chordata; Actinopteri; Cypriniformes; Cyprinidae
Product: tumor necrosis factor receptor superfamily member 1A-like
Exons: 5
Coding region: 72-584 (170 amino acids)
Biological process (GO): inflammatory response
Cellular component (GO): signaling receptor complex; membrane raft
Molecular function (GO): tumor necrosis factor receptor activity; tumor necrosis factor binding
Source: RefSeq, a predicted model, not a curated record